GUCUGAUAAACAAAGCACGUUUCAUAGUACCUUGAUAAAGCCUUACCUAGCGUUUGUAGUUUCGACAUAGUCGCCAUGGCAGUAGCCAAACCCUUACAGACCAGCUUCUUACACAUAUAAAAGCAUAUAAAAAGCAUCCCAGCCACAGGUGCCCUAUUAUAGUGUACGUUUUGGGAUGGGCUUGCUUGCGGGCGCCUGGAGAGGACAAUCGUGAGGUGCCCGUUGACGAGAUGCCACGGCCAGACAGGGCCGCGGACGCUGCGGCCGUCUUUCAGGAAGCGAAGAAGUUGAUCGAGGAAGGGCGUCGUUCAAGGCAGCGCUCGCCCCUCCGGUUGGCACCGGAAGACCGGAGCAGCAGCCUUCUAGAAAACUUCAGUCCCCAGAAGGCAUCCUUCUUCACUUCAACCAACCCGCUGACGGCGCCCCACUUCCUCAGCAGCGCCUGGCCAACCACCACAACCUCCAUAGCCUCUCUCGCGCCCAGCUGGCAGCUACCAGACGCGCCGGCAGUCGACGACCUGGGUCGGGAAUGGCCUGCCCCGCACCCUCACCUCGCCGCCUCGCCCCUGAAGACGCCCCCUCCUGCCCCGCCACCCCAAGACGAAGACAGCGGUGACAACGAUGCCGCGGACGCUGACGACGACCAGCCCAGCCGCUGGCAGGUGCUGGUGCGCCGAGCCAACACCAACGCAGCCAACAGCCCAGGCCUGACCGCCCUGUGCCCCUCCAGGCACUCCCCUCUCAGCCCGAGCCCGACCCGGGACAGACUGCUGCCUCCAGCUCCCAGGAGUGAUGCAGCCGCCGGCCCCGGUGGGCUGGCGCCGCUAGGGUCGCUGUACGACGGAAUGGGCGCAGGGAAGUCAGGGCUUUAUGGUGAAGCUUGGUCGCAGGGGCCCUAUGCAAGGGAUCAGUACGACAAGACCGUGCGUAUGUCGCCUCAGGCCGCCGGCCCGCAAGCCGUAGCAGGCUCGGUCUGGACGGGACAGCAGCAGCAACAACCGCUACCGCAGCGGCCGCUGUCACACCUGUUUCCCUCCUCGUUGCCGGCGCCCUCGCUGCUGAUGCAGGCUGGCGGUCGGGGUGGCGAGGGGGUCCUGCUGGUGGGCCGGGUAGGGGCAGGGGUAGCGGCGGGGAAGGGCGGCUCCUCUUCCUCUUCCUCCUACGAGCGGGCCGUGGCGGCGCUGCAGCAGGCUGAACAACAGCUCCAGGAGCACAAGCAGGGCGGUCCGGGUGGCGCGGUGGGUGGUCGCGGUGGCGGAAGGGCU
Astrephomene gubernaculifera is the source of this 1265-nucleotide messenger RNA. The record is from the annotation of a GenBank genome assembly. NCBI's taxonomy places the organism in Eukaryota, Viridiplantae, Chlorophyta, Chlorophyceae, Chlamydomonadales, Astrephomenaceae.